AAAUCAUUUGACGAAAUUCGGUGAGGGCAUAAGUUUUAAAGCUCUGAAAUAUUUCAUUUAUUAUGUUAUUUCUAGAUGAAAGGUGGUGACUGUAAGACGAAUUAAAACAUUUCUGAGGUAAAUUUCAUAUUCAUGCUGCAAGUGGAAUAUCUUGGCAGGCGGAAGAAGCGUGUUGCAGUUGCUCGUUGUGUAGAAAUGGCGAUCGGCACUCACAACAGAACCUAGGCAAUUUCUUUUGACUGUUGGGUGCUCAGACAAAGUAAUUCCAAAGCCUGAAGCCAUUGGAAAAAUAAAACGUGUGUUAUAAGAAAAAAAAGAUUAGAAGAUAAAGAAAGCAACUCCUCUGACCUCUACAUCUACUGAAGUCAAUCCUACUGUAGUGACUCUGCGUUCAGAGUUCAGUUCGACUCAAGACACGCAAUAGUCACAUCGUCUCUUCUCUGGCUCCGUGUUCUCUGCACGUAAAAUAAGACACGACUUGCUGGAUUUGGAAAUGACACGUUAGUCAAGGAUGGAUUUAUUUAGGGCUUACGUUGAUCGCCGUUCCGAUGUACACUAAGCUACCAAAAGGGUCGUGAAUGGUCAAACGACGUCAUGGAUGCAGUAGUCAAAGUUGAAAAUCUUUUCAAAAUUCAUCGCAAGUUUGAUUUGUCGCGGUUUAAAGAGUUGUAUGAAGAGCGAUUCAAAGAAAAAUACUCGUGUCCAAGCGAGUCAGGAAAGUGCAACGGAUUAAAAUUAUGUCUUGAAAAGCAUUUAGCUGGGAAAAUAGCAUUUCGGACGAAAGGCUCUUCAAUAAUUGCUUUGUUGAAAGACAGCGAGGCAGACAAGAAUGCCAACCACAAUAUGUUUGGAGAUGAAGAGGAGUUUCCUUCCCUCGCUGUGUCAGCCGCCACGUCAGCUAAAAAGAAACCUUCCCAAAAGCAACAAAUGAAACCAGUUUCUGCAUUUCGUGGCUUUGAUGUGCCUUCAAAUAUAAAUGUGAACCAAAUACCAAAAGAGGGGGCUAAGAUAUGUGAAAAUAAACAUGCAUGUACCUUGAGUUCAAAUAUACCUGACCCAGCCCCUUUUCAUAGCCACGGGGAUAUCAAACCGUUAGACUCAGUCUUGUUUAGCCGGACUCGUAGAAGCGUAGCAUUUGAUUUCGACUUGCCAAUUAAACCAAAGAUGAAAACCCUUACAAAAGGUGAAGUGGACGAACGUGUAAACAGCAUUCGGAACUUUCUAUCAAAAUCUGGGAAAUAUUUUGAUGUCUAUGAUUUAUCUAGAAAGCUUUGCGAGGAUCUUGGAGUCCAAAGUGUCCAAGAACUGAGGUGUGUUGACGAUAAAAGGCAAUUCAACAAAGAGCUUGAUAUUCCAGCGAUCAAAGAAUUCUCAAUGACGCAAAGAAAGGUCCUCUGUCUGAUUCACUCAUAUUGCACAGCCGCUACUAUAGGCACGUUGCAUGACCUUCGAGAUUUCAUUUGUGUCGUCGAGAAGAAAGAUUCCUUUGAAGAACUGAGGCUAGGCCCUUUGGAGAAAUUCCCCCUUGUCUUGUUUCAUUUCCAAUUUCCUCCUGAUGUGGAGAUUCGCAAGCUAACAGUUGUCCAAGUUAUGAAGCAUUUAUGGCACUACAGCGGCACAGAGGGUAAAGGCAAGAAAAUAGAAAUUGUAAAAUUCUUGGAAUACGUUGCUAAGAAAUCUGGAAUUGAUUCCGUGCUGGAGACGGGUGUUAUCAUUAACAGUAUAGCCCUUGCUAUAUCGGUUGUUAAGAAAACAAGAUUUGGUGACAGAGACUCGAUUAAGAAGGCUGAAGAUGAUUUGGUGCAAAGCAUGAAUGAAGAUGUUGAAAACUAUAUUCAAACUCUUCGCCGUGGUUUAACUGGCAAAAGUAACAGAACAGCACAUGGGCAGCCAGAGAAUGUAAUACAAAAGAUUGCAGGUAUGGCCAUGGAGGAUUGUAUUAUGGAGAUUUUUACGUUUGCCAACAACACGAAGCAGAAGUUCAAGAGACAAAUAGCGACGAGGACUCUCUUAUAUGGAGCAGAUAUGGUCAUAGAUAUAAUGAAGAUAUUUAGAGGCACUCCGCUCCUUUGCAAAUUGUUUCAUGUUAUUGUUGCAACCGGUGUUUUUCGAAAAAUUGGGAUGGAUGACUACGAGUUGUUAAAGAUACUUGGAUUUGAAGAUUCGUUAAAGAAGAUGACUAAAGAACGAGCCUUAGAGGUGAUGGGAGGUGAUGGGAGUUCAUUUUCAAGUCAACAACCAGGAAAAAUGGGCCACGGCAAAGUGAUUGUUGAUCACGGCAAGCUAGUUGAUGUACUUGUAAACUGGUUGAAAAACGCAUCUAAGCCAAUAAAUGUUCAAACACUGUCUACUAUUGAACAUAAGGUGGUGCAAAAAUUCAACGCAACUUGCUUUGGUGAUUUUGGGGCUGGACCUCUUCUUGAGUUCAUCGCUAGUCAAACCGAGGUUCAGACUGCAGUUGGGAAACACAUUGUGGUUUUUGGCGGGAAUGAAGAUGACGAGGAAGAUACAAGGUACACAAGGCAGAAGAUUGCCAGUUUUGCGUUACAAUGUGGCUCAAAUAGACAAGAGAGAGAUGUUGAGAGAGCUAUAAGACAACAAUUUGAAUUUGCACGAACAUGGCCAAGGCAGCGCAUAAUUCAAAUGCUGAAAAACUCUCAAAAUGAGGAAACUUGCAACAGCAGAAAGAUCACCUAUCUCCACGCACUUGACUGCGGCUGUGCCGUAUCGAGCUUUGCCAAUGCGGACGAAGACCUGUCAAAUGCACACCAAGAUGCAGGAGCCAUUGGACAUUUAACUAAACAAGACGCCAUUAGAUGCCUGCAAUCAGCACCUUUGCUUGAAAACCUAGCUACAUGGAGCUGCUGGAACCUUGUCUUCGAGCCGCAGUUUGGCGGACUAAAGUCAUUUGUAGAAAACACAGAGUCAGUAAGUGCUGUUGAAACACCGACGAAUCAGCUAUUGAAAAUCAGCCUUGACUCUUCCCCAGAUGAUCUGUCUUGCGCGAUCAAUGCGGGAAACCCUCAGGAAACUGCAGGUCAUGUGGUCUCAAUCAUCUAUGCAAGAGAAAGCAUAUCGGAAUCACCUCUCAUUCACAUGUCCAAUGUAGUCAAGUCAUCACUGGCCAAUAGAAUCGCACAAGAUGAAGAAAGCUUCUCUGUUGAGAGAUUUGUUCUCGAAUGCAUUUUGAAGAUACCUGUUACAUUUUGCUGCUCUCUGGUUAACCAGGUUUUCCUGAGACCCUUACGUGAAUUACUUGGUAACGAUUUUGGUCGCUGUCCAGUUGAGACCAGGCUACUUCAACAAUGCCGGUCCAACGAAGAGAAGUCAUUUUUGCAUUAUCUUGGAGUUGUCUUGGUGAAAAGGGAGUGGAGCUCUGAUUUCUCCGAGAACCGCUUUAGGACUAUAGAACCACCUACAAUGCCAUCUUCUGCAAAAGCAGUGAAGCCCACAGGAACCAACAUGCAUGAAUCGCUCAAACCCGUGGAAGCGGAAACAAAGAAUAGGGGCGAUAAUGGUGCCAUCAAUGAUGAAAACAAUGGUACGGGUGAUGAUACCGGCUUGAAAGAAACCAAAGACCAGUGUUCCGAGGAAUCAAAACCGGAAAGUACCAAGCAGGAGCUAAGCUCCGAGAACGAUACUUCUAAUGGCUUGACCGAUGAAGACGACAGUAGUGAACUAGAGAACGAAGAGGGAGAAAUCAAAACAGUUGUUGGUCAGCUUCAAGAUCGCGCUGAACACUGUAAAGAUCUGAUUGAUGACAUCAGACGUACUGAGUUCGGCAUUGGCGAGGUCCUUGAUGAGAAAGGGGGUGAUUUGCUGCGUAGAAAUAACGAUCGACUGUGCAGGAGCUUGGAUCGACUGUCAAAAGAACUGUAUGCAAAGGACACGCAUUUUGUGCUGGAACUCAUACAGAAUGCCGACGAUAACAGUUACGAUAAAGAACUGAUGGGGCAUGAUAGUGAAGAGGGGCCAUCAGUUGCGUUUAUCGUUGAUCAAGAUAGUAUUGUUGUGUUGAACAACGAGCGUGGAUUCGAAGAUUCCAAUAUAAGAGCCAUCUGUGACGUAGGCAAAAGUACCAAAGGAGCUCAUAGAAAGGGCUAUAUCGGUCAGAAAGGGAUUGGGUUCAAGUCUGUAUUCAGGAUAACGGACUGCCCAAAGAUUCAUUCCAAUGGUUUUCAUAUAUGCUUCGAUGCUGCUGAGGACAAGAUGGGAUACAUUUGUCCCCAGUGGUGUGAGGAUGAUUCCCCGUGUUUGCAAGAAUACCAACCUUCCGCCGAUCACUGCAGUAUAGAAAUAAACUGGAAGACAAAAAUCAAUCUUCCUCUGAAGAAGGAGUUAGCAAAUUCGAUGGUAACAGGCUCCCGCUUUCAGGACGUUCACCCAUCCUUGCUGCUUUUCUUGAAUCGAAUAAAAGUCAUCAUUAUUGACAACCAGGUCAAUGGAAAAUGCCUCGUUAUGAAAAAGAGAUACAAAGGAAACAGCCUCGUUGAACUGACUCAGAAUGGAAUACCUAGUUUAUGGUUUGUAGUCACGAAGGAAACUGAGAUAAACAUUGGCGACGAGCAGAAGACAACAGACCUAUCCUUGGCUUUUCCAAUAAGCGACGUUAAUGACGCAAGCAUAAAAUCACAGGCAUUCCCACCACAAAACGUCUUUGCGUUUUUGCCGUUGCGGAGUUACGGGUUCAAAUUCCUUAUUCAAGCCGAUUUUGAAGUACCUUCAUCAAGAGAAGAUAUUGAUCGAGACAGUGCAUGGAAUGUAACGCUGUUAAGCAAGAUUCCGCAGCUUGUGGUCGAUGCAUAUUUCAAAUUUCGGGACAGUGAAUUGGACAACGACCCAACAGAGGCGUUAUAUUCCGCAACACGGUUUUUCCAAUAUCUGCCCUUGGAAAGCGAGAUUGUUGGUGUCUUCAAACCCAUUGCCAGAAAGAUUAUCCAACUGCUUCAAAGUGAGGACUGUAUACCCAUAUGGCAGGGCAAUGAUCAUGACAAAGUACUCGCCAACGAAAGACAAAAAGAAAGUGACUCAAAUGUUGCGUCUUUGUACUGGGCCAAGCCUCCACAGGUUCUCUUUGGUGACUCAAUGCUGCGGAAUAUAUUGAGCCCACGUGAUCUGAAGCGGUAUCUCAAUUUGAGCUACAUAAGUGUUGUUAUGCAACAGAACGUCAGCCCGACACUCCUCAAAAGUCUUGGUGUUCAAUCCGAGACACUGGAUGGCUUGAUUGAAGUUUGCAAAUCCCACUUGAAGGCUAUUGUUCAGGAAAAAGGGAAAGCCUCAGAAGUGGUCCAGUGGAUAGGAAAGUGGCUGGUUUGUGUGUCGCGAUUCUUGGAAAAACAGUACGAUGCGAGCGAGGAGAGCCUUCAGAAAAUCAGAGCGAUUUCCGUGUUUCCUCUUUCAAGAGGAGACCUUACAAGCUUGCUUAGAGGUAGUCUGUUCUUUCCUUUGGAGAAAAAUAACGCGAAGAAGUCUGCAAAAGACAACUGCGUGCGUGUUUUGGAACACGAUUUGAACACGCUGGACAGAAGAAUCUUUGAUGGCCUUGACCAGGUUGACAAAUUAAAACUUGAGCGAUUUCUAUCAGAACUUGGUGUCAAAACAUUUUCACCACGAGAAGCUAUCAAGAACCACAUAAUUCCAACUUUUAAAUCGGCAAACUGGCAUGAGAAGGAGCAUCUUGUGGUCCCGUUUCUGGUUUAUAUCAAGAAACAAUGUUGCAUCGAAGAUAACGUCGUUGACAUAGAUGCGUUAAAAGAAAUCAUUGCGAUAAAGACAAACAGAGGAAUAGUCAAACCACUAGAACAGCAAAUUUACUUCACCCCGUCGUAUGGAAACCAGUACGAUUUGCAAGCAAUGUUUCCUGACGUCGAAUGGUUAUUGCUUGACGCGGUGUAUAUGGAGGGAAGAACAGAGGAGAUAAAAUCAUGGCGGGAGUUCUUCGGUUUGCUUCGAGUAAUGGACUUUCCCAUAAUGAGGCAGAAGAGGGAAAUUAUAAAGCAGAACGAGCUGGCUUCUUCACCGUGGGGUCCAAUCAAACCAAACUGGCCUAGCACUGUCGAAGACACGUACGAAAUUUCUGACUUGGUUUGUCCUGAGCUGGAGCAGGUUCUCGAAUCCAAAGACCAUCAACAGCUGUUAAUUUUGGCAAAACUUCUGGAUCAAAAUUGGAUGUCUCUAUUUGUCCGGAAUCAGAGUGUGCCUGUGCGAGAUGCCAAGGGGCGUGAAAUUGCAACAACGGCAUCGUCUUUUCUUAUCAAACUGAAAACCAAAGCUUGGUUGCCAGGGAACAAAAGAGGACUAUUUAAACCGGAUGACUUGUACCUGAAGACUCCCGAAGUUGACAGCCUUUUGGCUAGUUUUUGCUCAUACUUUUCUGGGGACUUGAAUGAUAUCACGUUUAUAAACGCUAUUGGGAUACGAAAUACAGUAGCACUUGACACCAUUUUCAGAAAAUUGGGCGAAUGGUCAGAGGAUGAUACAUUUGCCACCACACUAAAGCACAUGACAAAUGUUUACAAUUACAUCAAAGCCCAUUUAAAGGACGUUGAUGCAGCUGAUUUAAGCAAGCCAAUUAUUUUCGUGCCGGAAAAACCUUGCAAAACGGUCUUUUUGUCCAGAGGAAAAUUAUUGUCAAAAGGAGAGGUUUGUUUGUACGAUUAUUCAAAAGUCAUGUCCAAACGUUCGUCCCUGCUCACCAGCAAACGUCAGCUUCUUUGUCAGUACUACCCCAAGGAAGUCCUGGAAUUUUUUGAGAAGGACAUGAAUAUUGACAAGACACCAACACUGAGAGAUUAUAUCAACAUUGCUAUAGCGAUUGCAGAAGAUACAAGGCUGCCUGACUAUGAAGCCUAUAAUGAUCUGAUGGCAGUUUUCUCCCAAAUUGGGAUAAAAUGUGUUUCAUCGGAUCACGAAGAAGAGUUUCAGGAUAUUGUGAAAAGCCAUGAUAGCACAUGGGAACGCUUUGAUGGCAUGAAAGACCUUUUUGAUUUCGGAAAAGCUAACUUUGUUUAUGAAAAUUUGAAGGACGAGAAAAUCAUUCCCACUGAAGACCACUGUUUUUCGUCCCCAAAAGAGAAGCCUUUUCUUGUGGAUGAUCCGAAGCUUGCAAAAAUCUUCGAGAAGGAGCGCUCUGUGCACUUUGUAGACACUGAAGGUAUAGCAGCCAAAAUGGAAGCAACAGCUGCUAAAGGCGACAGAGACUCAAGAAUAAAGGUGAAAGAAGAACGCACACGUGGGGCUGGAAUCUUGGCAUUCAUGGCUAUUUGCAAGAUAGAUACAGUAUCUCAAGUUUUUGUACCACCACUUAUAAAUCCAGAAAACUCAAUCAAUGGUUGUCCCUAUUGGCACAAAGCUUUUACGAUGCUUCUCCCAUACGCCCAAAGGUUUCUGCGCACAAACGACAAGGCCAAGUACGAAUGCCUUUUACAGAAAAACUUCCCAGAACUACUCAAAAAUUUGUCAUUUUACACGGCGAGCAGCAUCAUAGCAGUCCAUACUCUACGCGGUAUAGACAAUAUUUUCGUGCAGGUGAGCAGAAAGUGCGCUGUUGAACUCACUGAAAAAGGGAUUCAUUUCUACAUAGGACGAGAUGCAGUCCAUGAUAAGGAAGAUGUCAUCUCUGAAUUUGUUGCACUGUUUGAAUUGGAAAACAAAGAUCUUGCCGACCGCUGCAUCGACUUGCUGGUGUUGUUGGAAUCAAUGAUCCAAGGUGACAGCAAACCUGAGGCUAUCGAGCAACGCCUUAAGAGAAAAAAUAUUCCCAAACCCCCCGAAAAUGAGCCAGUUUGGGCGUUGAAAGAAUCUGAGGAUCUGAAAGUAGUCGAGAUAAAACAGCAAAGCAGUGCUUCCGAAAGAGAGGCAAAUUCCUCGGAUGCCAUGACAUGCUGGCCACCACGGGCACCAGAGGUAGGAGUUGGCAGUCUAGCGAAGCCACCACAGAGUCACAUGGGCGCUGCUGCUCAGACACAGUGGCCGCCCCUCCCACCUGUGGAACUGACACUAAGUCAAUUUCUCACAGAAGAUACAAACAGUCGUGGAAAGAAUUCCGGUAUGAAGUUGGCAAGCACAGAUUCUGAUGAUCCUAGAGCUACAACAGCAACAAGGAAAACAGCAGCACCAACAGAAGCAACAACAGCAACGAAAGCAACAGCAACAACGAAAACAACGGAAGUGGCAAGGAAGCUACCAAAAUCAGAACAAUGUGUGACUGAGAACGCUGGAAAAGCAAAAACGCAGACUGAAGCCAGCAGAGGAGCUACUACUGGUGACGUCAGAAGAAACUCUUCCGAUGAAGUCAAGAAAAAAAUCUCACCAGACGAGGCCAAAGAAGAUACACGUGUUUCUGAGAGCGUCUUGGUGGUUAAACCACAAAACCAGGAUCUUGUUUCGGUGCAACCAAGAAAUCAUCAACCUGGGGGAAUUACACCUGUUCAGAAGAAGAAUUCAAACAUUAUUUACAUUGACAAUAAUGCUGGUCCUGAAAGUAUACCUUUGAAUGUCAUUGCACAUAAGACUGUUACAAUCGAUGAUCGUGAAAUUGAGGGUCUCCAGAUUCCUUCGAACUUAGAUGAAAAAGACACUACAGCUGUAGGACGCUAUGGUGAACAAAUUGUUUACUCGUUCAUGAAAAGGAAAUAUGAGAGUGAAGAAAUCGAAGUUUUUUGGAUAAACGAGGUCGCAGAGAGUAAGCAGCCAUUUGAUAUUUUGAUUGUUGAAAAGAAAACCAAUCGUGUUCUACAUUACAUCGAAGUGAAAUCAUCAACCAGUAUUGACCCUUCGAAACCCUUCGAAAUUUCUCCAAAGGAACUCGAAGUUGCGUUCAACAAUGGUGAGACCUUCCAUCUUUAUAGAGUCUCUGGGAUUGGCAAUAGUGUGGUCAUGUACUGUUUCGAACGCCUCAAGCAGCAUUUGCACCAAGGAGGUAUGAAGAUAUUCUUGGUCUACUGAUGAUAAACCUUUUUGAUACUUAACUUUACUCUUAAGCAUUUUUAACAAUCAUGAUUUUAAUUCAGUUCUUAUACCUGAAUUUUAAAUUAAAACUUAUUUUGUUUUAAUUCAUUUAAUUCUCUUAAAAUGUAGCGAUAAUGCUAGUGUCCAAAUUUUUAAAGCAGUAAAAACUCCAAGCAUAUUUGCAAUGCAUUGAUUUCUUUCGUUCAUCAAACCCGCAUGCGGGAUUAUCGGAGAGGCGGGAUUAAUUAUAGAAAAAAACGGGAUUAUUAGAGAAGGCGGGAAUACAAGAGAAAAUACGGUAUUUGAUCAAUAAAGUCGAUCGAGUAGCCGCGUUCCGUAAGUUAUAAUUCUAAUUAUGUUCAGAAGCAUGAAGGUUAUAGAAGAUAUAUUAAUUAUUGGCCUAACGCUCGGUAAAAUGGUACUUACCUCAUGCAGCCGCCUCUGAUGUAUCUAGAUUACUCUUUAUGCUGCUACAAAUUCUUAAUGGAAAACCAACUUAUUUUGGACUUUAUAGAACCAAGUGUUUUCAGAUUUCAGCAAACUUGACAUCUUUUAGAGUUUAUACUUCAAAUUCAUAAACUUUUUAUUGAUGUUUCUUUUUGUAGAAUCUGAUUUUUCAGGGUUUGUCGAACUUUAGAUGUUUCAGAUUUCGAAUUUUCUUUCAGUAUUUCGAAACAAAUAGUUCGAUUUUUAUGGAUUAUAUAUUUUACCAAAGAUCUGUUAAAAUUAUAUUUUAUUCAGAUUAUGUAGAAUUUAAUUAAGCUUGAAAUAUUGCAAGAUUUGAUUUUGA
Molecule: messenger RNA, 9739 nt
Organism: Rhopilema esculentum
Lineage: Eukaryota; Metazoa; Cnidaria; Scyphozoa; Rhizostomeae; Rhizostomatidae
Source: RefSeq, a predicted model, not a curated record